Molecule: messenger RNA, 1497 nt
Organism: Emericellopsis cladophorae
Lineage: Eukaryota; Fungi; Ascomycota; Sordariomycetes; Hypocreales; Bionectriaceae
Product: Sporulation protein-like protein
Exons: 4
Coding region: 1-1497 (498 amino acids)
Source: RefSeq, a predicted model, not a curated record
AUGAACUCGGGGAGUCCUCGUCCCAAGGGUCCUCGGAACGUCACAUUCAGCGCCAAUCCCGUCACCCGAACCAUCGAACCCGAGUCGAGUCGAGCGCAACCCAAAUCAGGGCAACAAGUACCUGGAACAACCAACGUGGCUGUUGGCUCCGGAGCGACUCUACACAUUGGGCCGAAGCAGGGCGCACAGCGAAGUACAAAGAAGACUGAGAAACUUAAACUCCUCCCCAAUCCCGAGCUCGACGAGGAUAACACCGACGAGGAGAGCGGUCGCGAUGUCUACUCUCAAUACACGCGCAUCAAAGAUCCCACUGCCAGGAGGGACGCUGCCAGGCUGGGUAAAGCAGACCGUGACAGACUACCGCGUGUCACCGCAUACUGUACCGCCAACCGGUAUGAGAUGGAAGGGCUGCAGCGGUUUCUAAAGGGGCGCGGCAAGAACAGGGGCGCGAACCCCAAGCUCAUCGACGAGUGCAUCUACACGCCUUAUAGUUACGGCAAGACACCCCAGACCCGUCCGCUGCCCCCGCCGCCGCCUGUACCACUGUCGGCAGAACCUCGCCCGGACCCAGUGCAAGUAUACGAGAGGAGGCAUUCAACGGGCGGCGACUCAAUAGAGGACGAGCAACAGCGUCGCGAAACCUUCAUGGACGGCCACCCGGAUGCGCCAGAUGAGAGUGAUUAUGCGGAUCAAAGCGCUAUCGAUGUCGACGUUGGGCCACUCCAUGGCGAUACGCUUCUGGGACCCAGCAUAGUCGAUGAUGAGCGCCCCGUCACAGAAACCAUACCAGACCUGGACAUCACGGUCCACACUCCCGAGGUCUUUCUCUUCGACUACGGCGUGGUAGUUAUAUGGGGCAUGACAGAGAUCCAGGAAAAGAGGUUCCUCAAAGACAUUGCCAAGUUUGAGCUUGAGAAACUCGCGCCCGACGACGUGGAGACGGAGCACUUCAACUUCUACUACACGCAUGAGUACCAGGCGCGUAUCUACAAUGACUUUAUCACUCUUCGAGACAAGAACAACUAUAUGACGAAGCUGGCGAUAUCGCACGCCUUAGCUCAGAGCGUCAAGACCUCCCUUUUUGAAGAGUUGAUCGCAUCAACGGUUGAUACCUGCAAGGACAUCCCAACACAGAUUGCCUUGACCGGUAAAAUCGCUCUGACUCGCUCCCAAAUCAACAUGCAGAUUGGCGAGCUGUUCAUCCUACGUAUCAACAUCCAUCUUAACGGUUCUGUGCUCGACACGCCCGAGCUUUUCUGGGUGGAGCCCCAACUCGAGCCCGUCUACCAAGCCGUGAGGAGUUACUUGGAGAUGGAUCAGCGUGUCGGCCUUCUCACUGAGCGCUUAGACGUGAUUGCCGAUCUGUUGGCUGUCUUGAAGGACCAGCUGAGCCAUGGUCAUGGCGAGAAGCUAGAGUGGAUUGUGAUUGUGUUGAUUGCUGCCGAGAUUGUUGUCGCAGCCGUCAACAUCGUGGUAGAUCUAUACGCUGGGGAGUAA